Colletotrichum destructivum is the source of this 4989-nucleotide messenger RNA. RefSeq names its product Putative AAA+ ATPase domain, CDR ABC transporter, ABC-2 type transporter, transmembrane. Gene Ontology annotation, molecular function: ATP hydrolysis activity; ATP binding; ABC-type transporter activity. Bases 600 to 4739 code for a protein of 1379 amino acids. Gene Ontology annotation, biological process: transmembrane transport. The record is from RefSeq and is a predicted model, not a curated record. Lineage: Eukaryota; Fungi; Ascomycota; Sordariomycetes; Glomerellales; Glomerellaceae. Gene Ontology annotation, cellular component: membrane. The transcript has 2 exons.
UCUUCCUUUUCUAUUUGAUUAUCGCUGUCGCUCCCGACUGCUCGAGCCAUGUUCUCGUGGUAUUUCCUCCUGUAUGACAAUCCGAGAGGUGCAUCUGGACUCCCCGUUCAUACACCCGCCAUCAUCAGCCGUUUAAGUAUUGUCUCGGUGCCAUCGUCGUCUGUCCUACGCCACCACGUCUUUGCUGGCUCUCGUCUAGUCGAACAAGGCAUCUUGCACAGGCGUCACUCAUCGCGAUUCCCGUAUCAACGGCACAUACUUGAUCGCCUGCUGUCUCAUUCAGCGACCGCGUGAGACAGACACGGCUGGAGGAUCCGCGCCGGAUUCCCGCUCGUGGUGCCACGCCGCCGCCACCCACUUCUAGGCGGGAAUUCCUCGUCAUCUUCCACCGGUGAUAUUCUCGAACUUUUCGGCGCAUCGCCAAUAACACAUUGUCACUCUGAUAUCCUAUGCAAAGCCGUCUGUAAACCUCAGUAUCUCGUCCCGACUGUCAGCAUCUUAGUGACGAACAGCAUGCACGCCUUGCGGCCGUAAGAGAGACAAAAAGAGUGACCAGCACACCAGCCAGCGUCUCUGCUGCACCGUCGCCUCUGCUCGUCAUGGUACGGCCUGACCACGACUGCGCCGGCUUCAAACCGCCAAAAAGCACGCCUCACGGCCAACCUGUUGUCCUCGACGUGGAGAAGAUCGACCGCCCCAGCUCCGUCGAUACCUCAAUGGAUCCGAUUACGCCAGCCGAUCAUAUCGGUCCGGGCCGCUUCUCGCUGUCUGGCGCCGGCCACAUCUCGCUUGAUGAUGUCGAGUCCGUUGACGUCCAGAUCCGCAACUUGGCCGUCACUGUUGACACCUCGCCCUCAUGGCUCGACCCUGCAACCUAUCCGGAGUUGGCAAAGGCCAAAUUUAACCCAAAAUCGAGCUCCAAGACUCUCUUGCACCAUGUCGACGCUUCCUUGCGGCCCGGAACACUAACAGCCAUCAUUGGCGGCAGCGGGUCCGGGAAGACGACACUGCUGAACACCAUGUCGGAACGCAUGAUCAGCGCCCGUCUGGCCCAGGGCGGCUCCAUCACCUUCAACGGCAACGAGGGCGUUCACAAUGCGCGGCAUGCCUACGUCAUGCAGCAGGACAUUCUCCUCCCCACUCUGACUGUGCGAGAAACGCUGCGGUAUUCUGCCGACCUGAGGUUGCCGCCGCCCACGACAGCGGAGGAACGAAUGCGUAUUGUCGAGGAGGUCAUUCUCGAACUGGGACUAAAGGAAUGCGCCAACACAAGGAUAGGGAACAGUCAGCACCGAGGGUGCUCCGGCGGCGAGAAGAGGAGGGUCAGCAUCGGCGUUCAGCUGCUGGCGAAUCCGUCGGUUCUGUUUCUUGACGAACCGACAACCGGCCUGGACGCGACGAGUGCCUUCCAGCUUGUACGCACGCUGAAGAGGCUGGCGACCAAGGGCAGGACGGUCAUCACGACCAUACACCAGCCGCGGUCGGAGAUUUGGGAUCUCUUUGACAACCUCAUCAUUCUCACCAAGGGAAGCCCCGUGUACUCGGGCCCGGCCAGCGACUGUGUGCCGUGGUUCGAGGCCAUGGGCUUCAGGUUGCCGCCGUUCGUCAACCCGGCCGAGUUCCUCAUCGACGUCGCCGCCAUCGACAACCGCACGCCCGAGCUUGAGGAAGAGACAGCGGCGCGGGUCAACCAACUCAAGACUGCGUGGGUUCACGAAAGUGGCAAGAGGUUUGAACCGUCAGAGAAGGCCGUCCAGACCUUGUCAAGACGGGGGCGAGGCGCAAAAUCCGAGACCAACAAGCACGCCACAUACGGCCGACAGAUCCGAGUCCUGACUGACAGGACGUUCAAAGUCACGUACCGUGACCCGAUGGGCAUGUUAGCGUCCAUUGUCGAGGCUAUCCUCAUGUCUGUCGUGACGGGAUACAUCUUUUACGACUUGCCGAAAGACCUCUCUGGCAUUCGGUCCCGGCAGGGCGCCCUCUACACCGCCACGGGUCUCCAGGGAUAUCUGACGCUCAUGUUUGAGGUCUACCGGCUUACCGUCGACAUCCCGACCUUUGAUCGCGAGCACAGCGAAUCCUGCGUUGACGCAGUCCCGUUUCUCCUCUCCCGUCGCCUGGCCCGCCUGUUCACCGAAGACCUACCCGUCCCAUUUCUGUUCUCCGUCAUCUUUUACUUCAUGGGCGGCUUCGAAGCGGACGCCAGCCAGUUCUUUAUUUUCUUCGCCAUCACGCUGAUCACCCACUACAUCUCCGUCACCUGCGCGAUAACCUGCGUUGCGGCAUCGAGGAACUUUCCAGGUGCGAGUCUCAUUGCGAACAUGGUCUUCACUCUGCAGAGCAUGGCUUGCGGCAUGUUCAUCCAGGCGAAUUCUAUCCCAAUCUACGUGCGCUGGCUGAAGUGGAUCACAUAUUCGUUCUACUCCUUUGGUGCCUACUGCGGCAACGAGUUUGAAGGAAGCUUCUAUGACUGCCCGCUCGAAGGCGGUAUAUCGAACCCGGAGUGCGUACAGUAUACCGGCCGCUUCGUGAUGAAUUCCCUCGGCUUCCCGGACAACUGGAUCUGGAGGCCCAUUGUCGUCUUGGUGGCCUUUGUCGUCUUCUUCUGCGCAUUGUCGGCCGUCGGGCUUCAAUACAUCAAGCAGGAGAUGACAAUUGCGCGGGCGAGGAACUCGGACACGGAUCUAUCGGCCGGAAAGGAGAAGAUGAAGGCGCGGUCCAUCUCCGAGGUGCGCACUAUCGACGUGGGACUGGAUGACUUUGCACUGUCACUGGACAAGCGGGCGCCCUCGGGAAAGAAGAUGCCGACCAAGACGAUCCUCAACCCCGUCAACACAACAUUCCAUGCGGGCAAGCUGAACAUCAUCAUGGGGCCGUCCGGAAGCGGCAAGACGUCGCUCCUCAACGCCAUGGCUCUGCGACUCCACAACAGCAUCAGCACGCGAUACCUCCCGUUCGGGAAGCUCACCUUCAACGGCGCCUUGCCGUCGAACUCGGUCGUCCGAUCCAUGUGCUCGUACGUUUGUCAAGAUGACGACGCACUUCUGCCGUCGCUCACUGUGCGCGAGACACUUAGGUUCUCGGCCGGACUGCGGCUGCCGUCCCACAUGAGCAAAGAUGAGAAGCACGGACGGGCCGAAGAGGUUCUGUUGAAGAUGGGCCUCAAGGACUGCGCAGACAACCUGGUCGGGAACGAACUUGUCAAGGGCAUCUCGGGAGGCGAGAAGCGACGAGUCACCAUCGCCGUGCAGCUCCUCAGCGACCCGCGCGUCCUGCUGCUCGAUGAGCCGACCAGCGGCCUCGACGCGUUUACGGCGAAUUCCAUCAUGGAGGUGCUGCAGGGUCUCGCCAACGAGGGCCGCACGCUCAUCCUGACAAUCCACCAAGCGCGCUCCGAUCUAUUCAAGCACUUCGGCAACGUGCUGCUUCUCGCCCGAGGCGGCUCCCCCGCCUACGCCGGGCCGGCCGGGGCCAUGCUGGCCUACUUCCAGCGGCAGGGAUUCGAAUGUCCCACGCACAGCAACCCGGCCGACUUCGCGCUCGACCUCAUCACGAUCGACCUGCAGCACGAGACGAGGGAGGCCGAGAGCCGCGAGAAGGUCAGGAAGCUGGUGGAAGCGUGGCAGAGAGAGAUCGAGACAGCGCCGCACGAGACCACAGACGAAAAGACUGGCACUGGUCGGCUGUCCGGUAUCGAAGAGGAGGAAGCGAGCAUCCGACAGACCGAGACCAUAGCAGGGGCGCCGCCGCCAGCAGCCCAGGACGCAAUCGCGAGAAUGUCGAGCGAGCGUCCCGGCGUCGUGGCAGGCCCACGCAAGUCCUUCAAUAAGGCGAACCUCGCGACGCCAGCCGAGCUGGGCGCCCUCGUCCGCAAGCGCGCGUCCUUCGUCACGGCGUUCCCGCUCCUCCUCCACCGCGGCCUUAUAAACUUCCGUCGGCAGCCGCCGUUGCUCCUCGCGCGCAUCAUGCAGGUGGUGGGCCUCGGCGCUGUCCUCGCGCUGUUCUUCUCGCCGCUCAAGAACGACUUCUACUCUGUGCAGAACCGCAUGGGCUUCGUGCAAGAGGUCGGGGCUUUUUACUUCGUAGGCAUGCUGCAGAACGUGGCCGUGUACCCGGCGGAGCGUGACGUCUUCUACCGCGAGGACGACGACGGCGUGUACAGCGUCGAGGCGUUCCUGGCGGCGUACUCGGUGCUUGAGCUGCCGUUCGAGAUCAUCAGCUGCCUCGUCUUCGGGGUGCUGGCGAACCUGGCGGUGGGGUUCCCGCGGACGGCGCCCAUGUACUUCGUGUGCGUUUUCUCGUGCUUCGGAGUGGUUUCGUGCGGUGAGUCGGUGGGCAUCAUGUUCAACACGCUCUUCAACCACACGGGCUUCGCCGUCAACCUCACGUCGGUCAUCAUGUCGGUGGCCAACACGAUGGCCGGUAUCCUGUCCAUCGACAUGCCGCAGCUGUUCAAGAUCUUCAACUACCUGUCGCCGAUCAGGUACGCGACGCGGGCGCUGGCGCCGUACAGCCUCGAGUCGGUGACGUUUACGUGCACCGACGCGCAGAGGCUGCCGGACGGGCGGUGCCCCGUCGAGACGGGCGAGGAUGUGCUGAACCUGUACAAGUUCAACGUGGAUCCGAACGUGAACAUGGCGGCUCUGGCGGGGUGCGUCGUCGUCUACCGGCUCGUCGCGUGGGCGCUGUUGCGAGGCGUGCGGACGCGAUUGGACGGCGCGAAGAAGAGGAAGUAGAUAGGGAGGGUGACUGACUGACUGACUGACUGACCGACUGCUGAGUUGGUGGGCGCGAGAAUGAAAGCGCUUAUAUGUGCGUGUGGUCUCUUGACUCUGAUUUCUGACAUUCCCAUACAUGAGAGCAUUUCUGGCGUUCAAGCAAGCGGACCGAGCCAUUGUCGGGUAUCUUCAAUUCCGUCUGCACGCGUUAGAUAGAUAGACGGUUAUCGUUUGUCGUAUCUCCGUUCUUUAAUCACCUCUAUCAUCC